This is a messenger RNA of Schistocerca serialis cubense, 1101 nucleotides long. RefSeq names its product piggyBac transposable element-derived protein 3-like. The record is from RefSeq and is a predicted model, not a curated record. NCBI's taxonomy places the organism in Eukaryota, Metazoa, Arthropoda, Insecta, Orthoptera, Acrididae. The coding region runs from base 1 to 1101 and encodes 366 amino acids. The transcript has a single exon.
AUGCCAACUAUUGCAGAUUGUAUGCCUAGAGACAGGUUCUUCACUCUCAGAACAACACUGUAUGUUGUGGACGCUAACAACAUUCCACGUGAAUCAGAAACUAAUAGAUUGUGGAAAGUACAACCUGCAAUUAAUGUUGUACGCAGUGCUUGUUUGAGACCUCCACGCCCCUCUGAAAAUGAUUAUUCUACUGAUGAGCAAAUGGUACCAUUUACUGGACGCUGCACAUUGUCUCAGUAUUUUCCAAACAAACCGCGCCCUUUGGGAAUUAAUAACUUUGUUUUGGCAACAACGAAAGGUUUAGUACUUGAUUUUGAAUUUUAUCAAGGUAAAUCAACACCUCUGCCAGAUGUUGGCCUCGGUCUUGGGCCAUCUGUAAUACUUCGCCUUGCUCAAACAUUACCUCAAGGUUCAAGACUAUAUUUUGACAGACAUUUUAUAGCUUUGCCAUUAUUGCAACAGUUACUUGACCUAGGGCUGGAAGGAACAGUAACCAUAAUGAAAAACAGAGUAAAACCAGUUCACCUGACAGAAGAAAAAAGACUGAAUAGAGGAGAUAUGGAAGAAUUCUGCAGGGACGGUGAUAAAACAGUCAUUGUCCAGUGGAAAGAUUCAAAAGCUGUGACCCUUGCCUCUACUUGUACAGGAUGUGAACCUGUAAGCAAUGUUGAGAGAUGGAGUAAACUAGAAAAGAAGUACAUCUUAGUGCCAUAUCCUGCAGUCAUAGUGAAGUACAACCUGUGUAUGGGAGGAGUGGACCUCUGCGACCAAAUGAUGGAGACCUACAGGACUUUCUUGAAGACAAAAAAGUGGAUUUUAAAAGUUUUGAUUCAUUUACUUGAUUUGGCUUGCGUCAAUUCCUGGUUACAAUACAAAGUUGAAUGCGAAGCCAAUAAAGUACAAAAGAAAAGCACUUUAGAUGUUCUUGGAUUACGACAAGUGCUUGGGGAAGCGCUAAUUUCUUCUUCUUCAGGACAGGAACAUGAAAGUGAAUCCGUUGAAGAGCCACCAAAUAAAAUGUUCAAACCAGCAAACACAACAUGUGAUGAGAAGCGGCUAGACGGAUAUCAUCACUGGCCAACUGUUGAUGAUUUGCCUUAA